AUGGAUAUUGAAUAAAAUUAUAACUAAAAUAACAACUAUUAUAAUAAUAAUUCCUAGUAUAAUAAUAAUUAGAGUAUUGAUGGCUAGAAUUAAUAUUAAGAAGAAUUUAACUAAUAAUUAUUUUAAAAGUAGAAUGAAGGGUUGCUAGGAAAUACUCGCCUUGGAUUUAUUCGUAAGGUCUACUUAAUAUUAGGUACCCAAUUACUAGUUACUGUUUUGAUGACAGUCGGAGCUAUGUACUCUCCAGGGUUCACCACAUUUUAAUAAAAUAAUUUAUGGCUAUUAUACACAUGUAUAGUAAUAAUGUUUAUUGUAGAAAUAGCUCUCUUCUGCUUCAGAAAUAUAGCUAAAACUGUUCCUAUAAACUACAUUUGCCUAUUUAUUUUUACAUUCUGCAUGUCAUAUUUUGUUAGCACUUGUUGCUCUCUUUUAAAUAAAUCAAGCGAAGAUGGAUAGAAAAUGAUUUUAGUUGCUGCUGUUAUGACCUUUGGGAUAGUAGUUGCUUUAACAAUUUAUGCUUUUAAAACUAAAACAGACUUCACUAUUUUGGGUGGCUUCCUCUUUUGUUUUGUGAUAAUUCUUAUUAUAUUUGGUAUAUUUUUAGUUUUUACUUAUUCAAGAGUAGCUUACAUUGUGUAUAGUGCUCUUGGAUGCUUGCUCUACUCCCUUUAUCUGAUUUAUGAUACCCAACUAAUUAUAGGGGAAAAAAAAUAUUCACUAGAUAUUGAUGAUUACGUGAUCGGAGCUUUAAUGCUUUAUAAUAAUAUUAUUUAUAUAUUCUUUGAAAUUUUAAGAAUCUUUAGAGUUUUGAGCUUAAAAUGA
Molecule: messenger RNA, 822 nt
Organism: Tetrahymena thermophila SB210
Lineage: Eukaryota; Ciliophora; Oligohymenophorea; Hymenostomatida; Tetrahymenidae
Product: inhibitor of apoptosis-promoting Bax1 protein
Exons: 1
Cellular component (GO): membrane
Source: RefSeq, a predicted model, not a curated record